Molecule: messenger RNA, 4119 nt
Organism: Calypte anna (Anna's hummingbird)
Lineage: Eukaryota; Metazoa; Chordata; Aves; Apodiformes; Trochilidae
Gene: PLAGL2
Product: PLAG1 like zinc finger 2
Exons: 4
Coding region: 266-1750 (494 amino acids)
Source: RefSeq, a predicted model, not a curated record
CGGCCUGGGCUGGAGCCGCGUCCGGGGGGGAGCGGGACCGGGACCAGAACCGGGACCAGGGGGUAGUGUGGAGCUGGCACAGAUGGCUGAGGGGAGGAGGCAGCUCCCUGGUGAGAGCAGCAGAGGCCCCCAGGACACAGCUCUGCAGCAGGAGGUGGAGAUGUGGUGCUGCUGAAGCCCCUUGGAGCUGCCCCAGGAGGACACCAGAGCAGGAGGCCCGAGGCUCCCCUUCUGCUUGACAUGGCCACCUCCCACUAGCCCUGCCAUGACUGCAUUCUUCCCCAGUGUUCCCAACUGGAUUCAAGAUGCAAAGCAGGAGGAGGAAGAGGCAGGCUGGAAAUUAGUCCCCAGAGCAAGAGGUGAAGAGCCCACGAGUCAGGGAAGAUGUCAGUGUGACACCUCAGAGCCCUCCUGCCCUGCUGGGGAGAAGCUGAGGACUCAGCCCCUGCCCCACAACGAGCAGAGACCCUACAGCUGCCCCCAGCUGCACUGUGGCAAAGCCUUUGCCUCCAAGUACAAGCUCUACAGGCACAUGGCCACGCACUCAGCGCAGAAGCCUCACCAGUGCGUGUACUGUCACAAGAUGUUCCACCGCAAGGAUCACCUCCGGAACCACCUGCAGACCCACGACCCGCACAAGGAGGCUCUGCACUGCCCCGACUGCGGCAAGAACUACAACACCAAGCUGGGCUUCAGGAGGCACCUGGCCAUGCACGCUGCUGCCAGCGGGGACCUGGGCUGCAAGGUGUGCCUGCAGACCUUCGAGAGCACCCAGGUGCUGCUGGAACACCUCAAAACCCACUCCAGGAGGGCGUCGGGGGGCACCAAGGAGAAGAAGCACCCGUGCGACCACUGCGACCGCCGCUUCUACACCCGCAAGGACGUCAGGAGGCACCUGGUGGUGCACACGGGCAGGAAGGACUUCUUGUGCCAGUACUGCGCCCAGAGGUUUGGCAGGAAGGACCAUCUGACCAGGCACGUGAAGAAAAGCCACUCCCAGGAGCUGCUGAAGAUCAAGACGGAGCCCGUGGACGUGCUGGGCCUGCUGAGCUGCGGCUCCUCCGUGGCGGUGAAGGAGGAGCUGAGCCCCGUGCUGUGCGUGGCCUCCAGAGACGUGAUGGGUGGGAAGAGCUUCCCGGGGGUGCUGCCCGUGGGCAUGUACAGCACACACCUCCCAACGGUGCCCGGCUCAGGGAUGCCCCAUUCUUUGGUUCCUAACUCUCUUCCCAUGGGAGUCAGCUACCCUCUGGAGUCUUCCUCUCCCAUCUCCUCCCCGCCGCAACCUCCUCCAAAGUAUCAGCUCGGAUCUACCUCAUAUUUGCCUGAGAAACUGCCCAAAGUAGAGGUGGACAGCUUCCUGUCGGACUUCCCUGGCAGCCUGUCUCUCUCAUCUGGUGAGCCUCAGUCCUCCUCGCCUCAGCCACCCCCCCUGGAUGAGGCUUUGCUUUCCAAGAGCCCUGCUAACCUCUCGGAGGCUCUCUGUGCUGCUAACAUGGACUUCUCUCAUCUUCUUGGCUUCCUCCCCCUGAAUCUUCCUCCUUGCAACCCUCCCGUGUCCUCGGGGGGGUUGGUCAUGGGCUACUCCCAGGGGGAGACACAGCCCCUGCUUACCACUUUGCAACAUCAACCUCAAGAACCUCCUGGAGCUGGGGCCUCCCUGAACUUUGGGCCCCUGCACUCACUGCCCCCUGUCUUCACCUCCAGCUUGAGCACAACCACUCUGCCACGGUUCCACCAGGCUUUCCAGUAAGCUGAGGAGCACUGGAGAGCAGAACUUUUCAGCCACCCUCCUGCAGAGAGCCUUAAAAACGCACAACUCUUACCUCCCUGUUGGGGUGGGGAAGCUUUGCCCAAGCUGUGCCAGACAGGAGCCUUCUGGUGUCUGGAGGGAGCACUUGUAGACUGGAGCAGUCCCCGUGCCAGGGAGCAGAUUCCAUCCAACAGGCUGGAUGCAUUUCUCUGCUGUUUGAUCUGUGAAUCAGGAGCCACGCUUAGCACUGACCUUCCCAGGAGCUCCUCUUGGGGAAGGGACUGUCCCUGAGAAGGAGCUGAGGCUCUUUCAACCUUGGGCUGAAACUUUUUGAAGAGUCCAGCUUCCAUUUCACAUCCCCACCCUGCAGCUCUGGCCCAGCAGCCAACACCUCCACGAGGAGGAGGAGGAGGAGAAGCCAGGACACCCCCUCUGUGUGAAGCCAACGGGGAAGAGGCUGAGGCUGCCCUUCCCCACUACCUCUCACCCAGCACAGCCUUCCCACCCCCUGCAGCUCACUCCACAUCAGUGUUAAAGCAACGAGACCGUUUACAUGGUGAUUCAGAGCCCUCACCUCCUCCUCUUCCUCCUCCUCCUCCUUCUUCUUCUCCGUGGAGCCCUCGGGUCAAAGCUCCUCAUGGUGAGCACUGUUUACACAGCACCAGUCUGUUCCCACCAUUACAAAAACAGAACAUAGGAGGCACCAGAAGCCCCCUGGGGGUAUCUCUGGUGUAGCCAGAACACUGUUUACACAAGGAAGUCAGGUUGCACUGAUUUCUCUUCACUGAUCCUCUUCUUUCCCCCAUGGGGAACACUCUGCUGCUCCGACCUCCACAGCGUGCCGGGGCUGGAGCAGCUCCAGCAGCUCCUCUGUGGGGUAGGGACAGAGCCCCUGGAGAGCUCCCCUGCAGGCAAACAGAUGGUGCAGCUGUUCUGGAAACCAAAGCAGGUGCAGAAGCUGAGUGAGGAGCUCGGGGAUGAGGAGCUCGGGGCCCUGGCACGGAUGGGAAGGGGCUCCCUGGGUUCCCCUGAGAUGAGGAGCAGAGCAGGAGUUCCCAGGGCUUUUAACCACAGCAGCUCAGCAAGGUCAGGACCCUUUUGGCUUAUCCAAGAAGCAGUGUCAAGAGAGACACUCUUACUCCCCCAGUCCUUGGGUGAUAACCUCCAGGAAUCGGGAGGAAAAACUGGUCCCAGUUUCACAGGGGCUGUGUGGGUGUGUUUGAGGCAUUUCCCCCAACACUAACAGCUCCAGCAGACACUGCAGGCUUGGCCCUGCAGUCCCCCUUCCACUUAGGAUUUGGUUCCACUGGCCUCUGGGUUCUCUCCUCCUCCAAGUCCUGCUUCCCCUGCCUCUCCUCUUAAAUCCUUCCGUGGCCUCUCUGCCCCCGAGGACAGCAGGGUGACACUGGAAGUGGCAGCUGAUGCCACUGAGCAUCUGUGUCCUCCCUGCUCUGGUUCCCUGGGCCCUUGCACAGUGCCUGCAGAGGUUGCUCCCACUGGACCUUGGUGUGUGGUGCUGGAUCUUCAGCCCUCAGCACGGGGGAGCCUCUCUGAGCCAGCACCAGCCAGGAAAUCCCUCAAUGUUCUUCUCCAUAAAUCUGGAAAAUGCAAAAUCUACCUCUGCUCUGUUGCCCCAGCCCCUCCCCAGAGCAUCUCAGCCCCCUGCACCUCCCAGCCCUGGUCCUGCAGCCUCCUCUGCUCACAGCCUCAUUCCCCUCCCGUUCUACUCCAGAAUUUUAUUUUUAAUUUAGCUUAGGAAUUCUCCCCAGAAUGACUGUUUAGUGAUCCAUUGAUUCUCCAGACCAUAGCUCAGUUGUUUUAGGCUAGCCAGCAAUGCUGCAAAUAAUACUUUUGUAUCAAAAAUGUAAUAUAAGAUUUAUUUACCUCAGCGCUGUCCUGUGGCAGUGCCCUCCCCGGGUGGCACUGCCUCCUCUCCACUCUGACGUUGCCUUUCGAAGCCCAGCGAGUGCCUUCUUGUUCCCCAACACAGAAAAGGUGAGCAGGGCAUCCCUGCCCCUCUGUUCACCACCACUGAAUACCUCAGGCCUGUCUUCUGUUGCUUUGCUCUUUGCAAACUGAGAGAGUUCCACACUGCUGUCAGUGAUGUGCAAGCCUUAGAGCCCUGGCUGCCACUGAGAGGAUUUAUUUUAUUUUUUCAAAGAGAUAAAUGGUCAGAACUGGUCCCUCCCUGCAGGGGUCUGGGAUUUAUGCAAUGCCAGCACAACCCCCACUGCCUCAGCACGUUCAGCUUUCCUGCUUGUUCCUGCAUUGUACUCUGAACAGAUGUCAGCACUGGAAUUCCUUUAGCAGUGGUAGCUAAACUUAGAGCCAGGCAGCUUUUCCCUACCCGUAGUCUGUCAAAGAAUAAA